Messenger RNA from Onychostoma macrolepis, 975 nucleotides. The record is from the annotation of a RefSeq genome assembly. Lineage: Eukaryota; Metazoa; Chordata; Actinopteri; Cypriniformes; Cyprinidae.
AUGCUAAACACCCUAAUCACCCACCUCAUCAACCCCCUAGCCUACAUCGUACCAGUCCUCCUAGCAGUAGCUUUCUUAACCCUAAUUGAACGGAAGGUAUUAGGAUACAUGCAAUUACGAAAAGGACCAAAUGUAGUAGGACCUUAUGGGCUUCUACAACCCAUUGUUGACGGAGUGAAGCUAUUUACCAAAGAGCCCGUCCGCCCAUCCACAUCAUCCCCAUUUCUAUUUUUAGCCGCCCCAAUGCUCGCGCUAACCCUGGCCAUAGUCCUAUGAGCACCAAUUCCCAUACCCCACCCAAUAGUUGACCUUAACCUGGGAAUCCUAUUUAUUCUAGCCCUAUCAAGCCUCGCUGUAUACUCAAUCCUAGGGUCAGGAUGAGCAUCAAAUUCAAAAUACGCACUGAUCGGUGCCCUACGAGCCGUGGCCCAAACAAUCUCCUAUGAAGUGAGUCUAGGACUAAUCCUCCUCUCAGUAAUUAUUUUCUCGGGAGGAUACACCCUACAAACAUUUAACACCACCCAAGAAAGCAUUUGAUUGCUUAUCCCUGCCUGACCCCUAGCCGCAAUAUGAUAUAUCUCAACAUUAGCCGAGACAAACCGAGCACCAUUCGACCUUACAGAAGGAGAAUCAGAACUAGUGUCCGGUUUCAACGUAGAAUAUGCAGGAGGACCCUUCGCACUCUUCUUCCUGGCCGAAUACGCUAACAUCCUUUUAAUAAAUACCCUCUCAGCUGUACUAUUUCUAGGAGCCUCACACAUCCCCAGCAUCCCUGAGCUCAUAACAAUUAAUCUUAUAACUAAAGCUGCACUACUAUCCACCAUGUUUCUAUGAGUACGAGCCUCAUACCCACGAUUCCGAUACGACCAGCUAAUACACCUCGUAUGAAAAAACUUUCUCCCCCUCACACUUGCCUUCGUUCUAUGACAUGCCGCCCUGCCAAUUGCCCUAGCAGGACUCCCCCCCCAACUAUAA